UUUUUUGUUGUUUUAAUGUUUUCAUAUUGUGAAUUAUGGUAAUGACAUAUUAUUAUAUGCUUUAAACUUAAUAUGAAAUUAAUAUUAACUAUUCAGUCGUCUGUUUGUUCUGUUUGAUUAGAUAAUUGUUGAAAUUGUUGAAAUUUAUUAUUAAACUGCCUUAAGCAUGGAGACUGAAUCGUUACAAAGUUCUUGGUCACCAUAUACGGAGCUGCUGCCUGUUUUGGAGAACAUUUUUACAAAUGAAAGACCGAAUGUAGCAUUUUUAAAACGCAUUUUACGUGCUGCCAAACCACAUUUUUUGAAUGUAUUUAAGAACCCACCAAAAAAUGUUAAAAGUCGAGAACAAAUAAUGAAAGUUUUGGCAGAUGGAAAACCAAUUCAGAAAUUUGAGAUGUUGGCAUUACCAAAAGAUAUGGCCGAAGAAGUGCUUAUUCUCUCAGAUAUGUAUGAUUUAGAUGAACUUAUGUCUUUGGAACUUUUAAAUACUGCUCGAUACCAAAAUCCAAAAUAUCCAGAACUUUGCCGAGGUUUAGUAGCAGUAUUGUUGUAUUAUAAUGCACAUCGUAUGCUUGCAUCUUCUUUAAGACUUCUCAUUGAAGGAAGCACAGGUCGUACUUGGAUGCCACGUGUAGAUCCAGCAUGUGCACAACAUCUUGGCCAAUUUGUUGAUCAACUAAUGAAUGAUGGAUUAUUUAUUAAUAUUUUAAUUGUAUUGGAAAACAAAGAUUUGACUAAAGAAAUUGAAUUGCUUCAAAAAAAUAAAGCAAUUGGUGGUCCAAAACAUCACCAACUUGUUGUGAGCUUAUUUACUGAAAUUCGUACAAUGUUAGCAGAAUGUGUAUUUUAUUAUUCUAUUCAAUUUGGAUUAUCAAAACAACAAUUAAUUAGUUUAUUGAAACAUUUGCAAAAGAUAAAACCAGAUGUAGAAUCGCAUGGAGUGGUUAGCAAAGUACCUUUAUUUAUGGUGACUUCAUUUUUAUAUGCUAUUGAUUUGGAUUGUAUGAAUAAUACUCAAGAAAUUAGUGGUGAUACUAAGGAGCAAUUUUUAACUUCGGCAUACACUGAACUUAUUUCACACGAUUGGGAAUGGCCAGAACUGAAAAGUAUUGCUACUUUUGGAUUAGCUGUAGCAUUCUCAAAAUUACGUUCUUCACAACAUGUAUUUCAGGAUAAAAAUUUAUUCAAAAUUGAUGAAACAUUAAUUAGCAAUGCUAUGGAUACUAAAGUAUUUAGAUUUUUGAACCAAAAUGUUGCUCCUUCAGAAUUUCUUCAUUAUGUGGAAUUCAUGAUAAAAAAAUUUCAUCAAUUGAUCACUGAAUUUAUUGUUAUGAUGCCACAUACCGUCAAAGAAAUAAGAAACAAAUCAGAUGAAAUAGCACAUACAAUUUUAAUUUAUUACCAAGAAGGAUUAGAACCUCCAACAAGUGAAGAAAAUCAUUUUGAACAAUUGUUAAUGUUGAUGGCAGCAUUGUAUGCAAAAGAUCCAUUAGAAUUGAACUUAAAUUUGGAUUAUUGGCCACCAUCUCGUGAACAAUUAAAAACGAUCAAGAUGUCAUCAUUUUUAACGACUCAAAAAUUUCAAGCUUCAUUAUACAGAUUUAUCUGUCAAACUGGUGACAUGUUGCCUCACAUGUUAUUUGUACCAUAUUUAAAUAUGUUAAGCUCAUUAGCAACAUCUGAAACUGGGGCUGAAAAUGUGUUUAAUCACUUUCAUUCUAAUGCAACUAAUUCCAAUCUUACUUGGGAUCACUUUUUCAAAACUUUUUUGAGAUAUUAUACAAAUUUAAGACAAGAAAAUAUUCCUCCGACCGACACUGUGUACAAAAGAGGACAUCAAAAAGGUAUUACUGCUCUUGAAAUACAAGGUCUCCAAGCUGUAUUAAAAUUAAUCAGGAGUGUAGCAGAACAAAGCGUUAAGUCAAAAGUAACUUUUGUGGACCGUUCCGAAUGGGAGACACUUCCAGUUUUGUUGGGUCUUGUAUCAUGCCCAGUGAGAAUUUCUCUCAAGGCAGAUUUAAUUUUGACACUUUCUACAUUAGUUAAACCUCCACCAUCAAUAAUAGCAAUCAAUUUUUGGCAAACACUCGAAGCAUCUCAAAUAAUUGUAACUGUACCAACUAUAAGCAGCUAUCAAAGUCGUGGUAUAAUGGCAGAGUUAGAUGAUCUAGAACCUCGCAAUGAAGAAUACCCAUUGACAAUUGCUUUAUUGAAAUUAUUGUCUACUCUUACAGAACAGCCAGUACCAAACCUUUUGGGUUCAAAUAACCGAACACCUGGUUUCGAUCCAUAUUUAAAUUUUGUUUUAAAUAAUAUUUUUCUGAAAUGUCUCUCUAGAGGUUAUAAAAAACAAAAUGAAAAAUGGGAAGUAAGUGGCAUAUGCCUGGAACUCGUAUUAAAGUUUUUGAACCAAUAUGAACCUCAGCAAACGGAUUUUGUGGGUAGUAGUGUUUUUCUACCCGAUAAUACUACUAUUAAUGUCAACCCACCCCCUGGUUUUCAUAUCAUGACAUACUUAUGCACAAAUUCUGAUUUUUUAAGAACUAUUUUAAAUAUAAUGCACACGGGCUGUCAAAUGUUUGAUCUCUAUACCUCAUUUAGUGGUAAAGAAGCAAUGGAAAAAACAACAUUAGUUGUACUACGCCUUUUAGAACAGGCUUUACAUUUACAACAAAUAUUUUUAAAUGCAUCUAUUUCUUCUGGGUCACCUCUUAUAUAUACUGGAUUGCAUAAAACUCUUGUUAGUAUUAAUGUAGCAACAAAUGAACCAGAUUAUAUAAUCGAUUUAUCCAAGUUUGUAACUUAUACACAUUUACCAGAGCAUGCAUAUCAUGCAAUUCGAAUACUGAUGACAAUAACUUCUUAUCCGAUACCUCAGUCUCAUAUGGUAUCAUAUUUUACUUCCAAUCCUAAACUUACAAUUGGUAUUAGACAUGGAUUUGUAGAAUGUCUAGAAGAAGAAGAAUCAACAAAGAGCACGCGACUGAGCUGCCGGCAGCUGUCAGACCCCCUGGCGAAAGUCAGGAGCGCUGUGAUUGGUCGUUAGUUGUCGACGGCUGCCGUCACCGAUCGCUAUCGUAUACGUAUACGCCUGCGGGAUGUCGGCGGGGGCAUUGCUGCAAACAUCAGCGCCAACUGGUGGCAACAGACAUGCGCGAACUCGACGAGUUUUCGUCGAUCGAGUGGGUAAGGUUAUUCUGAAUAGAGUAUA
Messenger RNA from Acyrthosiphon pisum (pea aphid), 3211 nucleotides. Its product is annotated as nuclear pore complex protein Nup205. The record is from RefSeq and is a predicted model, not a curated record. The transcript has 15 exons. Gene Ontology annotation, biological process: nuclear pore organization. Gene Ontology annotation, molecular function: structural constituent of nuclear pore. Gene Ontology annotation, cellular component: nuclear pore inner ring; nuclear pore. Bases 167 to 3046 code for a protein of 959 amino acids. Lineage: Eukaryota; Metazoa; Arthropoda; Insecta; Hemiptera; Aphididae.